Messenger RNA from Vollenhovia emeryi, 11297 nucleotides. RefSeq names its product sushi, von Willebrand factor type A, EGF and pentraxin domain-containing protein 1 (gene uif). Gene Ontology annotation, molecular function: calcium ion binding; Notch binding. Gene Ontology annotation, biological process: Notch signaling pathway. Bases 361 to 11064 code for a protein of 3567 amino acids. The record is from RefSeq and is a predicted model, not a curated record. The transcript has 36 exons. Lineage: Eukaryota; Metazoa; Arthropoda; Insecta; Hymenoptera; Formicidae.
CGGUGUACAGAAACGACGAUACCUUCCGCGUUCUUUCGCGAUUAUGACGAACGUCCGACGAAGGCGAGGAGGGGGAGAAAAAAAAGGUCGUCGAGUCUCGCAAACGAAUCGCGGCUCCAACGGUACGACCCACGGCGGACUCGCGAUCGCGAAGAAACGUACGUUGCAUCGCUAAAUACGCCGAUGACGAGGACGCCGUCGGUCAAUGGCGAGAAAUUCCGAGAAAAGUCGAGGGGUUCCGAGAAAAAUUACGCACCGCCUCCGUUACGCCGUCCGACGAUAUCUAGCAUUUAAUUAUAAACCUUGCGACGUAAGAUCGACGCUUGUACUCACGUCGAGUUUCUUGUCUGUUGCAGGAAUAUGCUGAUAAGAGAAUUGGCGACCGUUUGGGUCGCCGUCCUCUUGUGCCAUCUUCAGCUAACGGAGUCUCAGGUGAGCGUUCCUACUACAAAUGUCUUUACCUGUCCAAACGGAUGGGAGCUGCGAGGCAUACACUGUUAUAAAUUCUUCAACAUCAGGCAUUCCUGGGAAAAAGCGGCGGAAUUAUGCAGGAGAUACGGGAGCGAGCUGAUGGUGGUGCAGUCAUACAGCGAGAACAACAUGACGGCGAACAUGAUCGGCCGGCAUUUCGAUCGUUACUGGCUGGGUCUCGCCACGCUCGACAAUCUGAAUACCAACACGCUCGAAUCUGCCGCGGGAUCGCUCGUCUCGCAAUACUCCGGUUUCUGGACGUUGAAGCAGCCGGAUCCGAAUUCGGGCGAAUGCGUGAACGUCGCGCUGACGGACGACCAGCAAACGUGGGAAUUGACCACGUGCGAGUCGCUGCUCCCUUUCAUGUGUCGUGCCAACGCCUGUCCUUCCGGUUCGUUCCACUGCUCGAACGGCAACUGCGUUAACGCGGCGUUCAAAUGCGACAAGCAGAACGACUGCGGCGACUAUUCCGACGAAUUGGACUGUCCGGCUAAUUGCCAUUAUUACAUGACGAGCAGCAGCGGCGUCGUGGAGAGUCCAAAUUACCCGCAUAAAUAUGCACCCCUCAGCAAUUGCAAGUGGACGCUGGAGGGUCCUCAAGGACACAAUAUCCUCCUGCAGUUCCAAGAAUUCGAAACCGAGAAGAGCUUCGACAUAGUGCAGAUUCUCGUAGGCGGUAGAACCGAGAAGAAGUCCGUGAAUCUGGCGACCCUCUCCGGCAAGCAGGACUUCGGCAAUAAAUUCUUCGUCUCGGCCUCAAACUUCAUGAUUAUAAAAUUCAGCACCGACGCCUCGGUGGAGAGGAAGGGCUUCCGCGCCUCGUGGAAGACCGAACCGCAAACUUGCGGCGGGAUCCUCAAGGCGAUGCCGCAAGGCCAGGUGCUCACGUCCCCCGGAUACCCGCAGAAUUAUCCCGGUGGACUGGAGUGUCUGUAUAUCCUGCAGGCUCAUCCAGGACGCAUAAUAUCCCUGGAAAUCGAAGACUUGGACCUCGAAAACAAUCGAGAUUAUGUCCUCAUCAGGGACGGAGAUUCGCCCAAUAGCCCAAAGAUCACGAUUCUAUCCGGAAAAUUGAAGGACAACCCGACGGUGAUCAUGUCCACCGGAAACAAUUUGUAUUUGUACUUUAAAACGAGCCUCGGCGACUCCAGGCGCGGUUUCAGCAUUCGCUUUACGCAGGGCUGCACAGCCACGGUCUUCGCGAGAAACGGAACAGUUCAAUCGCCAUCCUACGAGCGCAAUAAUACGAAUUAUCCAAAUAAUCAGGACUGUUUGUACAGAAUCAAAAAUCCAGACAAGGGGCCGCUUUCUCUGAAAUUCCGCAGCUUCGACGUUGACAAAACCGACCACGUGCAGAUAUACGACGGCUCCAAUACGAAUGGCCUGCGCUUGCAUCCCGGAAACGGUUUCACCUCUAACACUCGACCCAAGAUCACGCUCACCGCGGAAAGCGGAGAAAUGCUUGUUAGGUUCACCACUGAUGCUCUACACAGCAGUAUCGGCUGGAAAGCCGAGUUUUCUGCCGAUUGUCCCUCGUUGCAACCCGGCGCGGGAGCCUUAGCGUCGAGUCGUGACACAGCUUUCGGCACGGUAGUUAACUUCACCUGCCCGCUGGGACAAGAGUUUGCCACAGGCAAAUUGAAGAUUUCCACGGAAUGUCUCUCCGGUGGAAACUGGUCGGUUACGUACAUUCCUAAAUGCCAAGAGGUGUACUGCGGCCCAGUGCCUCAAAUCGAUAACGGAUUCUCGAUCGGCUCCUCGAACGUUACUUACCGAGGACUGGCGACCUAUCAGUGUUACGCGGGAUUCGCGUUUCCUUCCGGAAGACCGACGGAGAAGAUAUCUUGCUUGCCUAACGGAAUGUGGGAAAAGAAGCCGUCCUGCUCAGCAUCUCAGUGCGCUCAGCUGCCAGAAGCGCCUCACUCUAAUAUUACUAUCUUGAACGGAGUUGGCCGAAAUUAUGGCACGAUUAUCAGAUUCGAGUGCGAGCCCGGCUACGUUCGAAGCGGGCAUCCUGUCAUUCUUUGCAUGAGCAACGGUACCUGGUCCGACGAAGUGCCAACGUGUUCGCGUGCCAAAUGUCCGUUGUUACCCACAAUUAAAAAUGGAUUCGUUGUCGACAUUGGCAAAGAUUACUUCUUCGGCGAUGAAGUCAGGGUGCAAUGCAACAGAGGCUACAAGCUAAUCGGAUCAAACAUUAUACAAUGCGGUCCUUUCCAACGAUUCGAUAAUGUGCCGACUUGCGAAGACAUAAACGAAUGCGCAUCGAGCCAGUGCGACCUGGCGUCCACGGAGUGCAUAAACAAUCCCGGUGCGUUCACCUGCAAAUGCAAACCGGGCUUCGAACCGACCAUGAAGUGUCGGACCACCGGCGAUCUUGGUCUUAUCAACGGCGGCAUCCCCGACGAGUCGAUCACAGUUUCGAGCUCUGAAAAGGGAUAUACAAAAACCGGUAUUCGUUUGAACAACGGCGACGGAUGGUGCGGCAACAACAUCGAGCUGGGUACGAACUGGGUGAUGAUCGACAUGAAAGCGCCGACGAUCAUUACUGGGUUCCGCACGCAAGUCGUGGCCAGGAUCGACGGGAACAUUGCGUACGCGACAGCCCUGCGGAUGCAGUAUACGAACGAUCUGACGGACAUCUUCAAGGAAUACAAGAACCCGGACGGUACGCCGGUGGAGUUCAGAAUUUUGGAGGCGACGCUUUCCGUCCUGAAUCUACCUGUGCCAAUCGAGGCACGCUACGUGAGAUUCAGGAUACAGGAUUACAUCGGUGCCCCGUGUAUGAAGCUGGAGAUAAUGGGCUGCACCAGAUUGGAGUGUUCAGACAUCGACGAAUGCACUACAAGGAACGGCGGCUGCCUUCAAAAGUGCAUUAACAGUCCCGGCAGCUAUUCCUGCAUGUGCAACACGGGCUAUGAACUGUACAAGGGCAAUGGCACGGCCGGAUUCAACCUGAUGAGAUCGGAAAGUGGCGAACGAGACGGAGAUAUAUAUCAGAGAAAUAAAACGUGCGUGCCGGUGAUGUGUCCGCCGCUAACGGCGCCGGAGAAUGGAAAAUUAUUGUCGACUGAGGUGCAGCAUCACUUUGGCGACCUCGUCAGAUUUCAGUGCAACUUUGGUUACGUUCUAUCUGGAUCUUUAGCUGUAAUGUGUACCUCUUCUGGAGUCUGGAACGGAACCAUUCCAGAAUGUCAAUACGCGAAAUGCGUAUCCCUGCCGGACGAUAAGAACGAGGGUCUCACUGUGAUCCGAAACAACGAGGCCAGCGUACUGGUAUCCUUCAAGCAGAAUGUCACCCUGAAAUGCAGCAACAACGGCCGCUAUUUGCGCAAAACCGCGACGUCCAGUUUCCGGCAGUGCGUGUACAAUCCCAAACCCGGCUUGCCCGAUUACUGGCUGUCUGGCGUACAGCCGGCCUGUCCUCGCAUGGACUGCGGCAAGCCGCUUCCCACACCCGGCGCCGAGUACGGCCGUUAUCUGGACACCAAGUACCAAUCCUCGUUCUUCUUCGGUUGUCAAGACACCUUUAAAUUGGCCGGCCAGACCAACCGCCACGACAACGUCGUGCGUUGUCAGGCGAACGGCGUUUGGGACUUCGGGAACCUGAGGUGCGAGGGUCCGGUGUGCGAUGAUCCCGGCAGACCGAGCGACGGUUUCCAAGUGGCGCGUAGCUACGAGCAGGGCUCGGAGGUGCAGUUCGGCUGCAACAGGCCCGGCUACAUCCUCAUCAGUCCGCGGCCGAUCGUCUGCAUUCGCGAGCCCGAGUGUAAGGUCAUCAGACCCCUCGGUAUCGCCUCCGGGCGCAUCCCGGACUCGGCGAUAAACGCCACCUCCGAGAGACCGAACUACGAGGCCAGGAACGUCCGACUCAACUCGGUGACCGGCUGGUGCGGCAAGCAGGAAGCUUUCACUUACGUCAGCGUCGAUCUCGGCCGCGUCUAUCGAGUGAAGGCGAUCCUCGUGAAGGGCGUCAUCACCAACGACAUUGUCGGCAGGCCCACGGAGAUCCGUUUAUUCUACAAGCAGGCGGAAACUGACAAUUACGUCGUCUACUUCCCGAAUUUCAAUCUAACCAUGCGCGAUCCCGGGAAUUACGGAGAACUGGCGAUGAUCACCCUGCCCAAGUACGUGCAAGCUCGUUUCGUCAUUCUCGGUAUCGUCAGCUACAUGGAUAACGCCUGUCUGAAAUUCGAGCUUAUGGGCUGCGAGGAGCCGGCGAGCGAACCGUUGUUAGGCUACGACUACGGAUUUUCGCCCUGCGUGGACAACGAGGCGCCGGUCUUCCAGAAUUGCCCGAAGCAACCGAUAGUCGUGCAAAAGGGAGCCCACGGAGAGUUGCUGCCGGUGAACUUCACGAUGCCAACUGCCGUUGACAACAGCGGCAGCAUCGCCCGAGUGGAAGUCAAGCCUCGGGACUUCAAGACCCCUGUUCAAAUCUUCGAAGACACGUUCGUCAAAUACAUAGCUUUCGAUUACGACGGCAAUGUAGCUAUUUGCGAGAUCAACAUCACUGUUCCGGAUAUAACUCCACCGAAACUGAGCUGCCCUCAGAGCUACGUCAUCGAACUGACCGAUCAACAAGACAGUUACUCCAUCAACUUCAACGAGACGCGAAAACGCAUCAACGCCACGGACGCGUCCGGCCCUGUGAAGAUCACUUUCGUGCCGGACCGCGCAAUGAUUAAAACCGGCGACUUCAAAAACGUCACGGUGUACGCGACAGACUCCAGCGGCAAUCGAGCGACUUGCCACUUCCAAGUUUUGGUCCAAGCGACGCCCUGCGUCGACUGGGAACUGAAGCCGCCGGCUCACGGUGAUAUACAGUGCGUUCCCGGCGACAAAGGACUGCAGUGCGUAGCGACUUGCAAGGAUGGCUACAGAUUCACUGACGGUGCGCGCGACAAAACAUUCGGGUGUGACGUCAACAAACGGUGGUCACCCUCGUCGGUGGUACCCGACUGCGUUUCCGAAAAUACGCAACAGGCCGACUAUCACGUAAUCGCCUCAGUAACUUAUCGUGCGAACGGCGCCGUUUCUCGAAACUGCCUGCCGAUGUACCAGGAUAUCAUAGCCCAGCAUUACCCAAAUCUUAACAAUAUCUUGACUCAGCGUUGCUCCGCUGUCAAUGUGAAUAUGAACGUGUCUUUUGUCAGAUCGGUACCUAGCUUGAUCGAAGAGAACGUUCUCAAGAUGGACUUUAUUCUGGUGAUCGUCCCGGUGCAACGUCAACCGCAAUUGUACGAUUUUUGUGGCUCCACGUUGAAUCUGAUCUUUGACUUGUCGAUCCCACAUGCGAGUGCAGUUAUCGAACCUUUGUUGAACGUUUCCGCAAUCGGCAAUCAAUGCCCGCCUCUCCGUGCUCUCAAAUCGGCCAUUAACAGGGGCUUCACCUGCAGCAUUGGCGAAGUAUUAAACUCGAAUACCAAGGACGUUCCCCGUUGCCUGCAUUGUCCUGCUGGAACCUUCGCCGGAGAAAAGCAGAAGCAAUGCACGGCCUGCUCGAAGGGCUUCUAUCAGAACAGCGACCGUCAAGGUUCUUGCUUGCGCUGUCCGUUCGGCACGUAUACAAAGGAGGAAGGAUCGAAGAGCAUAGACGAUUGUAUACCGGUCUGCGGCUACGGAACGUACUCGCCUACCGGUCUCGUGCCUUGCCUCGAGUGUCCCAGAAACAGCUACACUGGCCAGCCGCCAAUUGGAGGCUACAAGGACUGCCAGACCUGUCCACCUGGAACGUUCACUUACCAGCCAGCCGCGCCCGGACGCGAUCGUUGCCGCUCCAAGUGCGAGCCGGGCAUGUACUCGGACACGGGACUCACUCCCUGCGCUCAGUGUCCCAAAAACUUCUACCAGACUCAGCACGGUGCGACCACGUGCACAGAGUGUCCAGCAACCAUGUAUACAGAAGCAUCUGGUUCGGUCGGCUCCGAGGAGUGCAAGCCUGUCCAGUGCACCGAGAGCGUGUGCCAGCAUGGCGGUCUCUGCGUGCAAAUGGGACACGGUGUCCACUGCUACUGCCCAGCCGGCUUCUCUGGAAGACGCUGCGAGAUCGAUAUCGACGAGUGCGCGUCUCAGCCGUGCUAUAACGGUGCCACUUGCAUAGAUCUGCCGCAAGGUUACAGGUGUCAAUGCGCCAACGGUUAUUCUGGCAUCAAUUGCCAAGAGGAGAGGUCGGAUUGUACGAACGAUACGUGUCCGGAGAGAGCCAUGUGCAAGGACGAGCCUGGCUUUAACAAUUACACGUGCCUCUGCCGAUCCGGAUACACCGGGGUUGAUUGCGAUAUCACUAUAAAUCCUUGCACGGCCAGCGGAAAUCCUUGCAAUAACGGCGCGACUUGCGUAGCUCUUCAGCAGGGUCGCUACACGUGCGAUUGUCUGCCGGGAUGGGAAGGUCAGAGCUGUGAGAUCAAUAUCAACGAUUGCGCUGAGCAACCUUGCCUGCUCGGCGCCAACUGCACCGAUCUGAUCAACGACUUCUCCUGCGACUGCCCGCCAGGAUUCACUGGCAAACGCUGCCAUGAGAAAAUCGACCUCUGCUCGGGCAAUCCUUGUCUGAACGGGAUUUGCGUGGACAAGCUUUUCAGCCACGAGUGCAUCUGCCAUCCGGGCUGGAUCGGCACGGCCUGCGAGACAAACAUCAACGAGUGCGCGUCCAAACCGUGCCGAAAUAACGGCCAGUGCAUUGAUCAGAUCGACGACUAUAUCUGCACAUGCGAGCCCGGUUAUACGGGCAAGCAGUGCCAGCAUACGAUUGACGACUGUGCGUCGGAUCCGUGUCAAAACGGAGCCACAUGCAUAGACCAGCUGCAGGGCUUCGUCUGCACGUGCAGACCCGGCUUCGUUGGGUUACAGUGCGAAGCGGAAAUCGACGAGUGCCAGAGCGACCCUUGCAACCCGGUCGGCACCGAUCGCUGCGUAGAUCUCGACAACACCUUCGUCUGUCACUGUCGCGAAGGCUACACCGGGUCGUCCUGCGAGAUCAACAUAGACGACUGCGCGUCCGAUCCCUGCCUGAACGGCGCGACGUGUAGAGACGAGGUCGGUGGUUUCAAGUGCAUAUGCCCCGAGGGAUGGAGCGGCGUGUACUGCCAAGCGGACGUUGGCAUGUGCCAGAAUCGACCCUGUCAGAACGACGCCGUCUGCGUCAACUUGUUUAUGGACUACUUCUGCGUUUGCCCGUCCGGCACCGACGGCAAGCAAUGCGAGACGGCGCCGGAACGUUGCAUCGGGAAUCCGUGCAUGCACCACGGCCGCUGCCAAGACUUCGGUUCUGGCUUGAAUUGCACUUGCCCGAGCGAUUACACCGGCAUCGGCUGUCAAUACGAGUACGACGCCUGCCAAGCUGGCGCUUGCAAAAAUGGGGCAACUUGUCUCGACGAAGGUUCCGGAUUCACCUGCGUAUGCCCUCCAGGAUAUACCGGUAAAACUUGCGAGGAAGACAUAAUCGAUUGCAAAGAAAAUUCUUGCCCACCAUCGGCAACCUGUAUCGAUCUCACAGGCAAAUUCUUCUGCCAGUGUCCGUUCAACUUAACUGGCGACGAUUGCAGGAAAUCUAUCCAAGUGGACUACGACUUGUACUUCAGCGACCCAGGACGUAGCAGCGCUUCGCAGGUCAUUCCAUUUUUCACUGGCUCGUCAAAGAGCCUCACCGUCGCUAUGUGGGUGCAGUUUACACCGAAAGACGAAACUGGAAUUUUCUUCUCUCUUUAUGACGUUAGCUCGCCGCACGUUCCAACGAACCGAAGACUUAUGCUCCAAGCACAGAGCACCGGUGUCCAGGUACUUCUUUUCCCCGAUCUGCACGACGUCUUCCUGCAAUUUAAAGAAUACGCGACCAUCAACGACGGACAGUGGCACCACGUCGCUGUUGUGUGGAAUGGCGAGAAUGGCGGAGAACUCACUUUAAUCACUGAAGGUCUCAUCGCUAGCAAGGCUGAGGGCUACGGCAGCGGCAGAUCACUCCCAGCAUACGCAUGGGCGGUGUUAGGAAAACCACAGGACGAGAAAGGAUACACGGAGUUGGGCUUCCAAGGUCAUCUAACCAAGGUGCAAGUCUGGGGCCGUGCGUUACACGUGACGAACGAGAUUCAAAAGCAAGUUCGCGACUGCCGCACGGAACCGGUUCUCUAUCAGGGCCUGAUGCUGACGUGGGCGGGAUACGACGAGAGCGUGGGUGGUGUCGAGAGAGUCAUGCCGUCGCAUUGCGGGCAGCGAGUGUGCCCGCCAGGCUACGGUGGCAACAAAUGUCAGGAACGCGCAGCUGACAAGAUCCCGCCUACAUUGGUGUACUGCCCGGGCGAUCUUGAGGUGUUCGCGAAGAACGGAUCGUCGAUUGUCACCUGGGACGAACCGCGAUUCAGUGACAAUGUCGGCAUCAUUAGGAUCCAAGAGAAGAACGGACACCGGUCCGGGCAGACUCUGUUGUGGGGCACCUACGACAUCAACUACGUGGCUUACGAUCAGGCCGGGAACUCGGCCACUUGCAACUUCAAGGUUUACGUGUUGUCCGCAUUUUGUCCGACAUUGCCCGAUCCUAUUGGUGGCACGCAACAAUGCAAAGGCUGGGGUACGGGAGGCCAGUUUAAGGUCUGCGAGAUUUCUUGCAAUGCCGGACUUCAGUUCUCGCAAGAGAUCCCCAAAUUCUACACGUGUGGUGCAGAAGGCUUCUGGAGACCUACCAGUGAUCCCAGUCUGCCUUUAGUAUAUCCAGCUUGCACCAGCGCUACUUCAGCCCAAAGAGUCUUCAGGAUCAAAAUGAACUUCCCCACGUCGGUGCUCUGUAACGAGGCCGGUCAAGCUGUGCUCAAAAAUAAGGUUCGAAACGCCGUCAACUCCUUGAACAGGGAUUGGAAUUUCUGUUCAUACUCUUUAGAAGGAACUAACGAGUGCAAGGACCUUGGCAUCAAUGUACAAUGCGAUCAUCGAGUGCGCACAACGAGAGAAACGGGCGAGGAGGACGGUGGAACGUACGUCGUCUCUGCCGCUGCGCCAGUAAAAUCAACGAGAAAGGGUCGCCAAGGCAGUGACACCUACGAGGUGGAGAUCUCGUUUCCGGCGAUAAACGAUCCGAUUGUGAACACCAACUCACACGAGCGCUCUACCGUAAAAACGUUGCUCGAAAGACUGAUCCUCGAAGAGGACAAAUUCGACGUUCACGACAUUCUACCUAACACCGUGCCGGAUCCCGCAUCUCUCGUCCUGGAAUCCGACUAUGCUUGUCCGAUUGGUCAAGUUGUCAUGACACCGGAUUGUGUACCGUGUGCGGUGGGAACGUUCUACGACGAGGAGACGAAGCAAUGCGUGUCCUGCCCCGUGGGUCAUUAUCAGAGCGAAUCGGGACAAUUAAAAUGCAGUUCCUGCCCGGUGAUCGCCGGUCGUCCUAGCGUGACCGUGGGUCCUGGUGCGCGUAGCGCGGCGGACUGCAAGGAGCGUUGUCCUGCCGGCAAGUACUACGACGACGCGGCCGGUCUCUGCCGAAGCUGCGGCCAUGGAUUCUACCAGCCGAACGAGGGUAGCUUCUCCUGCUUACUGUGCGGCCUCGGGAAGACCACGAGAACGGCAGAGGCGGUGUCGCGGGAAGAGUGCCGGGACGAGUGCGGAUCCGGGCAGCAGUUGGCCGUCGAAGGGAAAUGCGAGCCCUGUCCGCGUGGCACGUAUCGGACCCAAGGGGUUCAGGCGUCCUGCCAAGCCUGCCCGCAUAGCAGAACAACUCCGAACAUGGGAUCGGCGGCAGUCGAGGAGUGCUCGCUUCCGAUCUGCGACUCCGGGACUUUCCUCAACGGCACCCUCAACGAGUGCGUGGAGUGUAAGAAGGGAACUUACCAAUCGGAACCGCAGCAGACCUUCUGCAUCCCGUGCCCGCCGAACACCAGCACCAAAGGAUCUGCCGCUACGAGCAAGGCAGAGUGCACGAAUCCUUGCGAGACCAGCGGCGAGGAGAUGCAUUGUGACGCAAACGCAUAUUGUCUACUCAUACCCGAGACGAGCGACUUCAAAUGCGAGUGUAAGCCUGGGUACAACGGCACAGGGACCGUGUGCACGGACGUGUGUCUGGGCUACUGCGACAACGAGGGCGUCUGCCUGAAGGACUCGCGCGGGCAACCCUCGUGCAGAUGCAGCGGCAGCUUCACCGGCAAGCAUUGCACGGAGAAGUCCGAGUUCUUCUACAUCACCGGCGGCAUAGCGGGAGGUGUUAUCUUGAUAAUCAUCGUGGUGCUGCUUGUCUGGAUGAUUUGCGUCAGAGCCUCCAGAAAGAAAGAGCCGAAGAAAAUGCUCACUCCAGCGACCGACCAAAACGGCUCCCAGGUAAAUUUCUAUUACGGUGCGCCAACGCCAUACGCCGAGUCGAUAGCACCGUCGCAUCACAGCACGUACGCUCAUUAUUACGACGACGAGGAGGAUGGCUGGGAGAUGCCCAAUUUCUAUAACGAAACUUACAUGAAAGAGAGCCUGCACAACGGAGGCAAGAUGAACAGUCUUGCUCGAUCGAACGCCAGUAUUUACGGCACAAAAGACGAUCUUUACGACAGACUGAAGCGUCACGCGUAUACCGGUAAAAAAGAUAAGAGCGACAGCGACAGCGAAGGCCAGUGACCGGGUAGAACAAUGACUUUCACGCCAACGUAGAAUACGAAAAAGCGGGAGAUAUCAAUGUAAUCAGGCGGGGCGACGACGGUAUCUCAUCCCUCGUGCGACGUCGUCGUCGUUGCUCCCCGACCGAUCGACGGAUCUUGUUAUUUAUUACAGUAUCAUUCUGUAUGACGCCCGCGCGAGAUCCGCGAUCGCGCGAUCGGCGGAGAGGGAGAGAGAGAGCUAGAGAGAGAGAG